Trichobilharzia szidati is the source of this 1332-nucleotide messenger RNA. The record is from the annotation of a GenBank genome assembly. Lineage: Eukaryota; Metazoa; Platyhelminthes; Trematoda; Strigeidida; Schistosomatidae.
AUGUGUGAAGUAUUGAUCAGCACGAAACAGUGGACAUCCUUACGUCAUCUUUUCAAUCAAAUACCAAAAUUUUGGUUAACUUAUGAAGAAGAACACUUCUCAUCAUAUUAUCAUCGUUAUUAUUAUUAUUAUUAUGACCAGAAUAACACUGACAAUAACACUACUACUACUACUUAUAAUAAUUUCAGUAGUAUAAAACUCUCUGAAAAUAUUACACUGUCUCAAUUAUUCGAAUCGCGUGAAUCAAUUAUCAAAGCAUUGGCUAUGUUAUCUUAUGAAGAGAAAAAUUUCAGUCUGGUUUAUCAUCUAUUAGAAUCGAAUCAUUUCACAGUGGGGAAUCAGUCAAUACUUCAACAGUUAUGGUAUGAGACGCAUUAUGCUGAAGUCCAGCUGUCUCGAGAUAAACCGCUGACUGCUGUUGAUAAAUAUCGGAUACGUAGAAAAUAUCCCUUGCCACAGACAAUAUGGGAUGGUGAAGAGAUUGUUUAUUGUUUUAAACGAAAUGUACGUUGUCAGUUGAAAGAAUUUUACCGGAAAAAUCAAUAUCCUAAUUCAACUGAAAAGUAUGCGAUAGCUAUGCAGACUGGAUUGACAUUUACUCAGGUUUGUAAUUGGUUCAAAAAUCACAGGCAACGUGAUAAAUCCGUCGAAAUAACCGAUGCACAACAUCAGGCAGAUAGUACUACCUUUAUCAAUGCUGAAAAUACCAUUAAACCUUCCUGUCAAAAGUUGGAUAAAUCCACAAAUAACAAUAAUAAUAAAUCAAAUAAACAAAAUCAAAGUAGUAUGAAAGCAGAAUUACAAAUAGAAAUCAAGCAAAUAAACUAUGAUUGGCAGAGAAAUAUUCAAUCGUUCAAUGUCCAACAUCAAAUAUCUUCUAUGCGGUACAAUAGUCGUUUUGGCGGAAACUUAAAUUUUGCUGUAGAAAAUGAACAGAAUUUAGAGCAUGAUCAAUUAUCUAAUUUAUAUCCAAUAACUUCUUCAGUAAAACGAGAAUAUUCAUCGGGUCAAAAUUCAAAUCAGUUGUUUUAUGGUGAAUGGGAUUGGACAACUGAUUAUUUCAAUAUUCAUCAACAUAAUAAGAAUACUGACAACAAAAACUAUCCUUAUUACCAUUAUAAUUAUCAUAAUAAUCAAUAUGAGUAUCAUUAUAUGCAUGAUAAUAACAAUAAUGUGAGUAUAAACAGUGAUAGUGUCAACGCUAUCCCUAGCCGUAAUCAUCACGCCCAUGAGAUGUAUGCAGUAAGAGAGGCAUGCACAUCAGACGAAUUCAAUCAAUCAUACUUACAUUUAUCAAAUGAUAAUUUGAAAUCAAUACUACAUACUACUUAA